This is a messenger RNA of Microthlaspi erraticum, 927 nucleotides long. NCBI's taxonomy places the organism in Eukaryota, Viridiplantae, Streptophyta, Magnoliopsida, Brassicales, Brassicaceae. The record is from the annotation of a GenBank genome assembly.
AUGCCUUUUGGAUUGUGCAAUGCUCCAGCUACAUUCCAAAGGUGUAUGAUGUCCAUAUUCACAGAUCUCAUAGAAGAGAUUAUGGAGGUUUUCAUGGAUGAUUUCUCAGUAUAUGGUUCUUCCUUUGAAUCAUGUUUGGCAAAUCUUGGAAGAGUGCUACAGAGAUGUGAAGACAAGCACCUAGUUCUAAAUUGGGAGAAGUGCCAUUUUAUGGUUAGAGAUGGAAUAGUGCUUGGACAUAGAAUCUCAGAGAGAGGCAUAGAAGUUGAUAAAGCCAAGAUUGAAGUAAUGACAAACCUUCAGCCGCCCAAGACAGUUAAAGAUAUCAGAAGCUUCUUAGGACAUGCUGGGUUAAAGAUACCCCUUGAUGAUAGGCUACCUGAAGAAUCAGUUUAUGCAGCUGAAGCUAGCAAUAAGCAUGGACAACUAGGCCAUCACAGGCCAGGAACAAAGAUCUCAUCAUCAAACACACCAUGGUUUCGCCACAUAGCAAACUUCCUUGCAGCUGAAUACCCACCACCAAACUUCUUUGGCUACAGAAAGAAGAAGUUUCUGCGUGAUGUAAGAAGGUACUACUGGGAUGAACCUUACUUAUACAAGAAAUGUUCAGAUGGAAUGUUUAGAAGAUGCAUACCUGAGGAAGAGGUAGAAGGAAUAUUGUUUGCUUGUCAUAGUUCUAGCUAUGCAGGGCACUUUGCCACUUACAAGACAGUAUCCAAGGUCCUACAAGCUGGAUUUUGGUGGCCAACUAUGUUUAAGGAUGCUCAUGCAUUCAUAUCAAGAUGUGAUGCUUGCCAAAGAAUGGGAAAUAUAAGCAAGAGGAAUGAGAUGCCACAGAACUUUAUACUAGAAGUUGAAGUUUUUGAUGUUUGGGGCAUUGACUUUAUGGGACCUUCCCAACCUCUUUUGGUGACCAAUACAUUCUAG